Messenger RNA from Abrus precatorius (Indian licorice), 3272 nucleotides. Its product is annotated as serine/threonine-protein kinase-like protein CCR4. The transcript has a single exon. Lineage: Eukaryota; Viridiplantae; Streptophyta; Magnoliopsida; Fabales; Fabaceae. The record is from RefSeq and is a predicted model, not a curated record. Gene Ontology annotation, biological process: protein phosphorylation. Bases 549 to 2849 code for a protein of 766 amino acids. Gene Ontology annotation, molecular function: ATP binding; protein serine/threonine kinase activity.
UUUACUUAGCCCUUUGUUAUGUGUUAACGAGGUGUGCGUAGACAUCUUAUCCUUAUGAUUAUGACAAUCAACACAGAGAAAUAUUUUAUGAAAAUGUUAUAAUAGAUUAAUACAUAACAAAGGCAAUGCCCUGCGAUGAAACUGACCUUAUGAUCAACAAAGUGUGGAGAAAAACAGAGGUACCGACGCAUUGAGCGAAGUUGGACGAAUAUGUUCAAUUUUAUUGAUUGAAUUUUCUAAUAUAAAACAGGUGGAAUAGAACUUUGAAAUGGAUGUUUCCUUUUGCAUUUUAUUUUUUAAAUUUGGCGAGUGAAACGACCGAGUAAUAUGUUAUUGGAAGAAAGCAAAGUCCGAGUCAGAGUAGAUGGAAAUGUAGACUUGGUCUUAGCCUCUGGUCAUUAGUCCUAACAAACAAACAGCGUUACUGUCUCUGUUCUGAAACCGCGUUUAUUAUAUUAUAUUAGCUUUUGCUUUUGGCCUUUCAUCUCAGCACGCUUCUCUAAUCACUUCUCCCACCAUGAGAUUAUUGAGUUCUGCUACUCUUUCCCAUGGCUUUUCUCCUUAGCCUCAGCCACUUCUUCAUCUCCUUGUGUUUCCUUUCUUGUCUUUCAAUCAUAAACGCACUCUCAACCGUUUCCAUUUCGGAGACUUCCACCCAAACAUUUAUUUGUGUCUUGCAACAUUCAAACCAACAAGGACAAUCAAAUCUCAACUGUACUAGCUUCCCUCCGGCUAUUGGACUCCAACUGAACCCCAAUAUUUCCUACUCGGAGAUUGUGGGUGGCAACGGGUUUCUAUGUGCAUUAAGGCCACCAUCUUCUUCUGGCUCCAUCAUGGGCUGUUGGAGAUUCUCUGCCAAUGCCACCAAUGUUCCCUACAAGCGUAUCUACCGUGGACCCGUUAUUCAAGACAUUGAUGCUGGCAGUUCUCACGUUUGUGGUCUUGUAAACAGAACUAACGGCCUUGGCCUAGAGUGUUGGCAAUGGAAUGGCUUCAAUUCAAGCACUAGCAUGAACAUGUCAAUGUUAAGCAUUGCUGUGGGAGAGAAUUUCGUGUGUGGGUUAUCACAAACGGGGGAUGUUACUUGCAUAGGCACUAAUAGUAGAGUUGUUGGGCAUGGGCCUACGCCUGGUGGAAAUUACUCGGUAGUUGCAGCUGGGUUUAGGCAUGCUUGUGCCAUCUCUCGUUAUGGUAGUUUGGAUUGUUGGGGAGAGGUAGAGGGCGAGAAGCCACAGGGGAGGUUCGUUUCCUUGGCGUUGGGGGAGAACAGAAGUUGUGCACUUGGCUCUGAUAGAAGAGUUGCUUGUUGGGGAUCCAAUAACUUCAGCAUGCCACAGAGUUUGCAAGACACCUUUUUUGAAUCAAUUGUAGCAAAGCGAAGUGUUUUCUGUGGAGUUGUGUCUUCAAACUAUUCCUUGCUUUGUUGGGGUACUGAAAUGUUUGAGUCAAAUAGGAAGGUGUUUGAUAAUGUCUUCCCAGGACCUUGUAGGAAUGAGUGUCGCUGUGGACCCUUGUCAAACUCUGCCAAACUCUGUGACUCUCCUUCCAUCAUUUGCCAGCCUUGUCCCCCCGUGUUUGAAUCUCCAUUGCAGCCACCACAGUCAUCAUCACCACCACCACCACCACCCCCCCCCCAAAAAGAAGCAUCAGAGAGUGGUUGGAGCAACAAAAUGGUGGCAUUUCUAGUUGUUGGAAUCGUGGGUUGCAUUAUCUUCUUCCUCGUCUUGGCUUUCUUCCUUUACAGGCACUGCAACUGCAAAAACCGAGGAAGCCGCGUGCAUGACUCUGGGCCAUUGGACGAGCCAGAAGCUGAAGCUGCGGCUCGAGUUCUUCAAAAGCGGUUGAGCCAUGUAAUCAGCAUGGGAAAUGGCAGUUCUUUGGAGGAGUUUUCUCUGCAAGUGCUGCUUCAAGCCACCAACAAUUUCUCAGAAGAGAACAAAAUUGGAAUAGGUAGCUUUGGUUCAGUGUAUCAUGCCACGCUCGAAGAUGGGAAGGAGGUUGCUAUCAAGAGAGCUGAAGUCUCCUCCACCUCCUAUGCAGUUGUGGGCGGCCAACAAGACAAAGACAAUGCCUUUGUGAACGAACUUGAGUCUCUUUCAAGACUCCACCACAAGAACCUGGUCAUGCUGUUGGGUUUCUAUGAGGACACCAAAGAGCGCAUUUUGGUGUACGAGUACAUGAACAAUGGUAGCCUCAGUGAUCAUCUUCACAAGCUCCAAAGUUCAGCUCUCAUGUCAUGGCCACUUCGCAUAAAGGUAGCUUUAGAUGCUGCCAGAGGCAUUGAGUAUCUACACAACUACGCCACUCCACCAAUCAUUCACCGUGACAUCAAAUCUGCCAACAUAUUAUUGGACGCCAGAUGGACGGCCAAAGUCUCUGAUUUUGGGCUCUCUCUGAUGGGCCCUCAUCCCGAAGAUGAUCAUUCACACCUUUCACUUCUUGCUGCUGGCACCGUUGGCUACAUGGAUCCUGAAUACUAUAGGCUUCAACAUUUGACUCCCAAGACUGACGUGUACAGCUUUGGCGUUGUUUUGCUAGAGCUUCUUUCUGGCCACAAAGCCAUCCAUAAAAACGAAAAUGGGGUGCCCAGAAAUGUGGUGGACUUUGUGGUACCCCGCAUUGUUCAAGAUGAAAUUCAUAGGGUGUUGGAUCCAAGAAUGCCACCACCCUCACCCUUUGAGAUAGAGGCCGUGGCGUUUGUGGGUUAUUUGGCAGUAGAUUGCGUUAGGCUAGAAGGUAGAGAGAGACCAACUAUGUCUCAGGUUGUAAAUAACUUGGAAAGAGCAUUAGAUGCAUGCUUGGCCCAACCAACACUGUCAAGGUCCACUACUGCUGCUUCUUUUGACUAGUUCACCAAAUUUCCUUACGCUUAAGGCCUUCCCAUUCGGCUCCCUGGAUUAUGAAACGGUCAACUUUUGUACAUUAUUAUACCACUUUUCUUUCUCCAUUUUUUGUUAGUACUAAUUUCCAUGUCACAUCUUAUUCUAGAGAGGAGUCAAUUACUAACCCGGUCCCAUUUUUGUUUUAUUUUGAAUUUCUAGGGACCAAACAGUGUAUUAUAAAUUGAUUCUGAAAAACCCAGAAAGGAAUAAAAAAAACAGUGUGUAAUGAAUCGGAAUCGUACCUUUUUUUUUCUAUUUUUUUGUAACUACUACUACUUGCUAUUAGGUCAGUGUUUCAUUUCUUUCUUCUCGAGACAAAGUCAUAUUUAGAAAUUUUUGAAUAAGAUCUGCAACAAACCAAAAUAUAUGUACUGUUCAACUUCGAACUUC